Molecule: messenger RNA, 4691 nt
Organism: Schistosoma turkestanicum
Lineage: Eukaryota; Metazoa; Platyhelminthes; Trematoda; Strigeidida; Schistosomatidae
Source: the annotation of a GenBank genome assembly
UUCAACUCUGUUUGUCUGUAAUUCGUUCGGAACUGUGUGCAACUAACUCCUAGUUUUUGUUAUCAGUUUGCUUUAGUCUCAUGCUUGUGUUAUCUCUGAUAUAUCUCGAUUGCUUUUUUUACUAAGAUUUUCAUUGGUCACGCUACUGUACAAGCUCCUCUAGUACUCAAGUUACCCUGUGGCUAAACGCAUCUCGCUAAACUCCAAACUUUGUGCUUGUUGUUCCAUCGGUUAGUAGUUUGUCGAGAAGUUGGAUCAGUUGUUAUCCAUUCAGACUGAUACAUCCAAAUCUGUAGACUUUGUUUUCGCUUCAGAUCAAUUCAUACAGGUCCGUCAACAGAGGCAAACAUCACUACCUUAUGUCACGUAAAAUGGAAGUAAAUAUAAAUAGAGUCCGGUGUUUGCAACAAUGGGUGGAGCACAUAAUGCCGUCCAACAGUGAUAAGGAUGUCCGGGAGUGGCGGACGCUUCUUCAGCUUCUUGACUUAUGCAAGGAUUCAAGUAUGUACACUGUUACCAACACUGAAGAUAUACCCAAAACGGUUUACAAUAUCUUGUCAGAUUUCUUCUCUGUUGAUUUAAAUUCCAUUUUUCCAACAAAUGCCGAUGAUAACCGCGCAUCUACUUACAGGCAUUAUUGUUUUUUGCUACUGGUUUUAACUAUGGGUCUGCGCCUGAAAUCCAAACUAUUUAUGAGUGCAGCAUUUGAGCUUCCUAGCACAAUGCAUUAUCAUAUCGUUGAAAUGACUCAACCUCUCAUUGAAGAUUGCCCUAUUUCACUGAAUUCUUUUGAAGCGUUAAGCUUAGAUUUGGAAAACCACCCCGUGACACCCAUCCGUCAGAGCAGGAAUACAAAAGCUCCUUUGACUUGUCCUGUUAUAUCGAAGAUACCCACGUUACCGUUUGGGAACAAAGAAAAAACUAUAACUGGUCCGGAAUUUGUUUUUGAUGAUUCACAUUCCGGGAAUGAACUUUCUCGCAGAUGUACUGGUCAAUCCUUAUGCUCAUCUCCACAAAGCUUUUUUGAAUCUCUUCAUGUGCACAAAGGAAAAAGUUGUAUCACAAAAUCUGGGUUGGGAAAUGACUUGGAGUCGGAAAUCGACUCUCCUCUGUACUCAUUAAAAUCAAUUCUAGAAUCACCACAAGUUAUUCCUAAGGGUCAGUUUUUAUCCAAAUUAGAUGAAAUUCGAUUCCUGUCAUCUAAACUGUCUGAAGUUCAACAUUUAUAUGAAGAAAACAUGUGUGAACUUAGUCGUCUGAAUUCCGAGUUGCAAACUUCAGAAAUGAAAAGAAAAGAAACAGAGAUUCGUUUAAAGCGACGUGAAUCAGAGUUAAAUGAAAUGCGUGAUGAAUUGGCUUAUGAAAUCGAGAUGCGUUCAUUUCAUGAACAGCGAUCUAAUCUUGUUGAUCAUCUACAGGAAAGCCUGAAUGAUGCUUUGGAAAAAUUAAAAAUAGUUGAUCGAUUGGACAAGGAAAAUCAGGAGCUUCUUAAAGAAAACCAUAAUUUAAAAACCAAGCAAAAGGAGUUAGAAAUUAUUCGUUCGCGUUUGUCAUCUCAACAAGAACUUGAACAUCAACUUACUCGAAUGAAAGUUGUCGCUCAGCUUGCAGAUAGUGAGAUCCAUGAAUUAUUGUGCCAUCGUGAACGGCUUCUGGCCAGAUCUGAGGCGGAAUGGAUAGCACAAGCGAAUUCCUUGAUUCGUAACCAAGCUUCUACUUCUGAAACAACAAAUUCUGUUUUUGAUCACAAGUGUUAUUCUUGUGAGAAUUGUCCCCAGUCUCCACAUUCAUCUAACCGAAGCUUUGGUAAAGAAUUUCAACUUUCUAAUGCAGAUGUUUCAAACACAGAUUCUGCCGAAAGUUUAGCCUCUGUGGUGUUGGUAAAUAAUCAGCUUCAAAAUCUUGAGUCAGCUGUUGUUAAGGCACGAACAGAUUACCAAACCAUGAGAAGGAAAUACAUCAUACAGCGAUUCAAUUCAUUGUUUGGAAAAGCACUUGCAAAACUCCGAGGGAAUAUGAUUAACACCUAUCAAUAUUCAUGUGAGGUCUUAAAGAAAGAACUUGAUAAUCUCAAAUCACUCAUGGAUUCUAGAUUCGAAAAACUCAAUGAACAAAUCCGUAAUACAGAAGCUAAGUUAGCUCAAGUCAAUAAGGAAGUUACUGACAAAAUGAAAAUAAUCCGUGAACUGUGUGCUCAGAAAAAGCAGCUUAGUAUUGAACUGGAUAAAAUGCGUUUAGAAUCUGAGAUUGCGUUUCAUGAAUGGGAAAACAAAGUAAAUUUACUUGAGACAGAAAAUAGCAAAUUGAAUAGCAAGCUUGCAUCUCUGCAUUCUUAUCUUGGAGGCAGCCAUGUAAGGAUUGAUCAAGAAUUAAAGAAAAUGAAGGAGGCUGAUAUGGAAGUAUCUAGAUUAACGUCAAAACUCGUUGAGGUAGAAGAAAAAUGUAAUCAGUUAUUAAUUUCAAACAAUAAUUUACGGAAUGAGCUUAACGAUCAAUUUAAUGCUAGUAAAGCGUUUAGAGCGUCUGCUGAAAAAGAGGUAAACUGCCUGAAAGAUAGUUUGACAAAUUGUGCUUCUAAUUAUAAAUCAAUUAUCAACAGUAUGUCAGAGGAACAUCGUCGUGAGAAAGAUCACUUUAUAUCAAAUAUGAAGCAGGCUGAAGAGACUAAGGAUGUUUCUUUACAAGAAGCUGCUAAAUUGAAAAUUAUAUUGAAAAAUAUCAAAAAUGAGCUAAGCGACGAAAAAGAAAAAGCUUUACAAAUUUCAGCUCUAUCGGAUAGAUUUAAAAGUGAAGUAGCUGAUCUACGCUGCCAACUUUCUAAAACGAGAGAACACUUAUUAGAAGUUGAAGAAAGCUUAAAAGUAAAAAAUGACAUGGUUCUAUCCUUACAAACAGCAAACAACCAGUUAGAGAAGAAGCUUGCAUUAAGUGAAACGUCUUAUAAUCUAAAGGAAAAAGAGGUUUGUAGGUUGGUGUCACAAAUUGUGGAGCUAGAAUCAGAAAAUAAACGAAGUUCUGAAAAAAUCACUGAGCUUGAAAACUUAGCUAAAUCAGCCAGUCAUAUUCAUUUGGAUUUGAAGCAUCAUUCGGAAACCCUGCGAAGUCAACUUAGUGAAAUGGAAAGUGGUUGGUUGUCUACACGUGCACAGCUUGCUGAAACAAGAGAACAAUUAAUUAAGACAGAGGAGCUGCUUCACGAUACGAGGUUGCGUCUUUUACGAGCGAACUAUGAGAAAACGGAAUUUUUCGAACGUUUAGCGCUAACUGAGUCGAAAAGUGGAGCAAAUAUUGCUGUUCAAAAGUGUGAUUCUCGUUCACAUCAUAUAUGUUUAAAUCAUUCAGCUGGUAAUAUAAAAGAAUGGCCUCCUUAUUCGUCUACUACUGCUCCAGUUAGUCCUGGUGGAUUACAGAAGAAAAGUCACAAAGUGUUGUCUGGUACGACUAUACCAUUUCAUAGAUGUCGCUUUGGUCGCCUGAUUAUUGCACCUGACGGAGAUGAAGCAAAGGAGCUAAAGUCAAUCACGUAUCAAAUGACAGACAAACUUUAUUCAGCUCUAUCAAGGAAAGAAUAUGAAAACCAUUCAGCUGAAACAGAGCUGAAUACGCCUGUUACAGACAAAUCGACAGAAGUUGAAAAGCAACCUGGUUCAGAAACGGUCUCACUGACGUUACCAUAUACAUAUGAAACUCCUGCGUGUACGUUGAACAUGGUCAAUAUUUCUCGGAGCUGUAGUGCCUAUGAGAUUGCUACAGUGCCACUUAAACUCUCGUGCAAAGAUGAUUUAUCGUGCUCAUCUUCCAAAGAUACGUCAACUUCGUCAACAUCACAUAGUUCACUUCCUAUGAUUGCUGAUGGAACGAGGUUGAAGUAUGGUAAGUGGGUUUCAAAAAAGCUGCACAAGCGUUCAAAGCAUGGAAUUCCACAAGAUCUGAAGAAUAAGGUCGGUCGGUUUGUAGAACCUUAUCCGCCGAAUUCCAGUGUUCAGAGAAAUAAGGUACUAAAAGAGGAAAAUUCUGCUAGCAAGCCGUCGUGGCAUAAAGUAUGGGCAAGAAAAAAGUAAUCAAUAAUUGAAAAAUAUUUUAUUGUACAUAUCUAUUCAGUUUCUGAUUAUAUUACAGUUUUAACUUUGAAUUACAUGUUUUGCUAAACAAUUUAAAUGAAUUUGUUUUCUUCUUUUACAUUACACGUAUAAUUUCGUUGGUAAUUCCAAGAAGGGAGGCAUGAUGCAUCAAAUUCUGCAGGAUUACUUAGUACAGAUUUGACUUGUUCUAGUGUCGCUACACAUGAUCUGUCUUUAUAAACAUCUAUCAAUUCAUAUGUACCAUUUGCUUGACUCUAAAAAUUUGGAAGGUAGAAUUCAAUAACUUGGAAAUGAUUCCACUCAGUAAUCAAACAACCAAGUCUCUUUUAUAGUUCACAUUUAUUAUGUUUUACUGAAAAAUACUCUUGGAAGACAUAAAAGAUAUUUGAUGGUAUAAGCAAGGGUCGAUUUUAAAAGGGCUGAUUAGUAGAAAAUAUAGGAGAACGACCACGUCCAGGUGGAAAACCAGCCUGGUUUUCUCAAGUCUGCUCUAAACGAGUUCUAGUUAGACGUCUAAGUAUGAUGGAGGCUCACAAUUUAGAAACUGUAUUAGUUAAACUUAUACCCCUGUGGUUGUCUUUUCUUGUAGAUUGGGACAAUCAGUGAUUG